AUAAGACAGAUUAUGAAACCAGGAGGUUACAGCUUAGAAAUCAGACUGAAGUGCAGAUAAAUAUGCGAAGAACAGCCAAAUCCAAUACAUAGGUAGUGAAUAAAUAAUGACAUCUUAUAUUCUUACGGUUAAAAAUAAGCUCAUGUAAUAUGAAGUUCUUCAUUUUAACGCAAAACAUUUUCGAAGCUAUCUAGAAGUGAUCUCAUACUACUAAUAUCGUCCUAUUAAUAUAGUUAUUUUUAUUGUCCGUGUAAGCAUUAAAUAGUGUUAAGCAUUUGUGUAUAUUUCAGCAUAUGAAAUUCGCCAUGCGUCCUCAAAUGAAUCACAAUGCAUCAACUAACAUAGCUACUGAGAAUUCUAUCACUAUUCUAUAUGGGAGUCAAACAGGCAAUGCUCAGGCCUUAGCUGAACUGCUUACUCUUCAAGCGCAUCAACUAUUUGAUCAAAAGUGUAUUACAACCCAUCUACAGGGCUCUCCUAAAAUUCACUUGGUAUCAAUGAAUGACUACGUACCUGUUUCGCGACUUGCGAAGGAAAAUGGAGUGGUCAUAUUUGUUUGCUGCACUACAGGUUAUGGUGUUCCUCCAGACAAUAUGUCACAGUUUUGGAAAAAAUUGAUGAGCCGAGCUUUGAUUCCAGGACGUUCACUUCCAUCGAAUUUACGUUUUGCUGUCCUUGGUCUCGGUGAUUCUUCAUAUCCUAUGUUUAACUUUGUUGCUAAAAAGCUUUAUCGUCGUUUAGUUCAACUUGGGGCGACGGCACUUUGUUUCCAAAAUCAGAAAGAAUCGCCAUGUGAAGAAAAUGAAGAUUCAGGUCUUGGGUUAGCUGAUGAUCAGUCUGAGUUAGGUCCAAAUGAGGUUUUGCGAUCUUGGAUCCCAGCUCUUUGGCAAAGCAUCGUAAAUUUGUUUGGAAUCCCUAUGUCCGAACAGUUGUCCAAACUUAUCAGUUGGAACAAUUUAAAGAGUCCUGACUUUGUUUUUGAUUUGUGGCCAAAGUAUGAUGUAACAUUUACCAGUUUAGUGCCAAACGUAUCAUCCACAUGUGAGGACGUUUUGUUUGACCAGCUUUUUAAGCACGUUAAAUACGAUAAUGAGUGUUCCUUUAUGUCUAAACCAGCUCCAGCUAGUGCUGCAUGGUUUCAGGUUGUAAGUUGUGAACGUGUUACCAGUGCAGACCACUUCCAGGACACACGACUAUUACGAUUGUCAUACAAAAAAAUCAUAACCUUGACCUAUCGCUGA
Molecule: messenger RNA, 1241 nt
Organism: Heterobilharzia americana
Lineage: Eukaryota; Metazoa; Platyhelminthes; Trematoda; Strigeidida; Schistosomatidae
Source: the annotation of a GenBank genome assembly